AUGAGCCUCAGGACUCUGCCCACGCUCCGCGAGGUGGCCCAGCGCAGCCUGCUGAGGAGCGAGGCUGCGGCCAUCAGCGCUCUGGAGGACCUUCCCACGAUGCUCUUCCUACCGUUGUUCGAGGAGGCCUUCAAAAGCACUCGAACUAACAUCCUGAAAGCCAUGGUGCAGGCCUGGCCCUUCCCCUGCCUCCCCCUGGGGGCCCUGAUGAAGAGGAAGAUAGCCUACGGGCACAUCUUACAGGCUGCCCUGGAGGGGCUCGAUAUGCUGUUAGCCCAGAAGGUUCGCCCCAGGAGGUGGAAACUGGAAGUGCUGGAUUUACGGAGCGGGGGCCAGACCUCGUGGAACUGGCGUUCUGCAACCUUGGAAGACGGCAGCUUACCACAGGCCACGUGCGAGAAACCGACAGCGGCAGCUCAUCCGGGGACAGGCAUGGAUCAGCCCGUGAGGGUGGUGAUUGACCUGAACCUCAAAGAGCCAGUCCUGGAUGGGUUUGUCUCCACCCUCUUCCAGCUGGCAGAAGAGAGGAAGGGCUUGCUUCAGGUGUGCUGCAGGAAGCUUUAUAUUUGGGAACUGAGCCUGUACAACUACAAGUACAUCUUUGAAAUCUUAGACCCUGCCGACAUCCAGGAGCUGAGGGUGCAUAGCACCCGCUGCCUGUACUCCCUGCUUCCCUUUGCCUCCUACCUGGGCCAGAUGUGCAACCUGCGCCAGUUCUGUCUCUGCUACAUAUUGCAGGAAGUCACCGCAGAGACCAAGCAGUGCAUUGUCGCCCAGCUGGCCUCACAGUUCCUCAAGUUGCAUCGCCUCCAGAAACUCCACAUAAGCAGUGUCCUCUUCCUGGAGGGCCACUUCGACCAGCUGCUUAGGAACUUGAAGACACCUUUGAGUAGCCUGUCAGUGACUCACUGUCACCUGUCUGAAUCAGAGUGGAGCCGGCUCCCCGAGCACCUGAGCACCAGCCAGCUAGUGCAUCUGAAUUUGACAAGUGUCAAAAUGACCCACUUAAAUCCUGAGCCCUUCCGAGUUCUGUUAGUAAGCAUUUCAGCCACUCUGGUGACCUUGAACUUGGAGGACUGUUGCAUUGGGGACUUACAGGUCAGUGCCUUCCUGCCUGCCCUGAGCCAGUGUUCCCAGCUCACCACGUUCAACUUCUAUGGGAACCUCAUCUUCAUGUCUACUCUGAUCAACCUGCUCUGCCACACUGCCGGGCUGAGGCACCUAAGCGUGGAGCUGUACCCUUUCCCUGUCGAAAGCUAUGAUGACCAAGGCAUUCCCCAGCCUGAGAGACUUGCCCAGCAUUAUGCUGAGCUUGUGGGUAUCCUAAAGGCCAUUAGGGAGCCAAAGGUGGUCUACUUUGGUACUUUCCGCUGCUCUCAAUGUGACAGGCGGAACAUCUAUAACAUGAUCAAUGUCUGUGACUGUUGGACUCUUGCUUAG
Messenger RNA from Jaculus jaculus (lesser Egyptian jerboa), 1440 nucleotides. Its product is annotated as PRAME family member 12-like. The transcript is spliced from 3 exons. Gene Ontology annotation, biological process: negative regulation of DNA-templated transcription; negative regulation of apoptotic process; positive regulation of cell population proliferation. Gene Ontology annotation, cellular component: cytoplasm. Bases 1 to 1440 code for a protein of 479 amino acids. The record is from RefSeq and is a predicted model, not a curated record. Lineage: Eukaryota; Metazoa; Chordata; Mammalia; Rodentia; Dipodidae.